This is a messenger RNA of Anastrepha ludens (Mexican fruit fly), 710 nucleotides long. Its product is annotated as larval cuticle protein 65Ag1-like. Gene Ontology annotation, cellular component: chitin-based extracellular matrix. The coding region runs from base 74 to 382 and encodes 102 amino acids. Gene Ontology annotation, molecular function: structural constituent of chitin-based larval cuticle. The transcript has a single exon. The record is from RefSeq and is a predicted model, not a curated record. Lineage: Eukaryota; Metazoa; Arthropoda; Insecta; Diptera; Tephritidae.
UCAAACACAGUAAACAGUGAACCACAGCUCAGCUGCCAGCGCCAGUAAUCCAUUACAAUCAAAACUUAUCAAUAUGAAAUUCGUUAUUGUUUUUGUUGCUCUCUUCGCCGUGGCUUUGGCUGCUCCUCCAGCACAGCAAGUGGAAAUCGUGCGCCAGGAUUCCGAUGUCCAACCCGAGGGAUACCGUUUCGGUUACGCAACUAGCGAUGGUUCGCAGCACGAUGAAGAAGGCCAGCUCAAGAAUGUCGGCAGCGAAGAUGAGGCCAUCGUCGUAAAGGGUUCAUAUAGCUUUGUUGCCGAUGAUGGUGUGACAUACACAGUCAACUACAUUGCCGAUGAAAAUGGAUUCCAGCCCCAAGGCGCUCAUUUGCCCGUAGCUUAAAUUAAAAAUUCAUUUAGUUAGCACAGCAAUAAGGAUGCCGGUAUACAGAGUGUUUUUGAUUGUGUAUUAUUUUUACAAGUGUUGUUUAAAUUUUGAACGAAAAAGUUUGAAGUUUGAACGAAAAAAAUAAGCGCUUUAAUAUAUUUUUUUACCAAAAAGACAAACGAAGUUGUGUAUUGAAUAUUUUAGAAAACGAAAAGUAACAAUUUGUACCAAGGCGUAUUCAUUAAAGAUGGCACUAGACCAACAACAAAGUUUUGUACAUUUGAUUGUCAAAGAAAAGUAUUGGCAAAAUAAAAAACAAAGAAUGGCUUCCUCUGACAGCCAC